Molecule: messenger RNA, 1094 nt
Organism: Olea europaea var. sylvestris
Lineage: Eukaryota; Viridiplantae; Streptophyta; Magnoliopsida; Lamiales; Oleaceae
Product: nuclear transcription factor Y subunit A-10-like
Exons: 5
Coding region: 1-705 (234 amino acids)
Biological process (GO): regulation of transcription by RNA polymerase II
Cellular component (GO): CCAAT-binding factor complex
Molecular function (GO): RNA polymerase II cis-regulatory region sequence-specific DNA binding; DNA-binding transcription factor activity, RNA polymerase II-specific
Source: RefSeq, a predicted model, not a curated record
AUGUCGAUUUUCGAUGAUUUAAAAUCUGCAGCAAAUGGGGCAAAAUCUCAACUUCAGACUGUGACUUCCAUGCAAGGAGCUAUGAUGGAAUAUGAAGGCCAUUUUGAGCUUGGAUUUGGUCAACCCUUGAUUUGUGGAAAAUAUCCACUUGCAGAGCAGUGUUAUGGAGUAUACUCAACUUAUGGACCCCAAGCUGAGGGCCGCGUCAUGCUACUACCAUUGAAUAUGACUACAGAUGAAGGGCCAAUAUUUGUCAAUGCCAAGCAGUACCGUGGAAUUAUGAGGCGCAGACAAUCCCGUGCCAAGGCAGAAAUGGAGAAUAAGGUGCUCAAACCUCGUAAGCAAUAUCUGCACCUGUCCCGUCAUCUCCACGCAAUGCGCCGUCCAAGAGGCAACGGUGGGCGAUUCCUCAACACAAAGAAGGAUGGCAUUCAGGAUAAUACUGACAUGAACAAGACUUACGAAACACAACUUCCACAGCCCACUGGAUCCCAGAUUUCCGAGGUUCUUCAAUCUAAUGGAGGAAACUCGACUUCAUCGAAGGACAGCAGAUCAACAAAUCCAGGUUCAGAAGUUUUCCGUAAACUAUUUCCCAUGGGCAGUCUUCAUUCCUUUCAAUUUAAUCAUCUCCACCCUUCAUUUCAGCCCCCGUCGAAUAUGGCGAACGCUGGCCAUGGCAUUGUCAUGGACAGUAAGUGGAUUUGAAGGCAAUCUGAAGGGUUAUGUGUGUGCCGCUGGCACAACAUAUAUACCCUCUCUUCGUCUGCAAUCAUUUUAUGUGGUUGCUAGGCAACUCAUUCUUGGCUAUUUGCGUGUUCACGUAAAAGAUAGAUAAAAUCUCUCUAUACAAGUUUGUGAUAUAUGGAUAUGAUCCCGUUUCUUCCCAAAUUAGAUGUAUCAGAAAAAGCUUGGAUUGUCAGUUCCUGAUGAUGCUGCGCUGUGCUGAAAUUCUGUCUGGUGAUUGUAUUUGAAAAUUUGAGCACUUCAGUACUCUUUGUAUAAUAACUAGAAUUGUAUUCUCAAAUAAUGGUAGAUUUGAGUGUGUUAAAUCUAUUUCACAUUUCUAAUUUAUCGGAUGGAAACUUUUGUGCGAA